AUGCUUGAUGUAUUGCAGUAUCGUUAUUCAACGUAUGAUUCGAGUAAACCAGCUGCUGGUAUUCUUGCUGCUAUCAUGGGUAUUUCAUUAAUUGGAUGGAUUGUUCAAUCGGUUCAAAUACAUUUUAGACCACGUCGACCUUUGAUUCUUAUUCUCAUUGCUAAUAUAACUCUUUUUAUCGAACUCAUACUACGUGCAGCUUUUUCUACCAAAACGAAUAAUUCGAAAGCUGCUUAUACAGCUCUAACAGUUCUGCUGGCCGUUAGUAUACGUAUGGUUAUGUUAUCGAAUUUUGAUUUUCUCACACAAGUAGACAAACUCAAACCGUGGAUCACUCGAGCUAUUAUUCUGGGAUCGAUUUUCCUCGGUAUCACAUCGACAGUUCUCAUGAUUCCAGCCGGUGUGUUGGCAGGUGACCCUGAUACACUCAAUACAGCCCUUCAACUAAAACAAGCAUCAUCGGGCAUCGUUCUCGUUGUAAAACUUGUCAAGAGUUUUCAGAAUUUGUCUUUAAUUUAA
Molecule: messenger RNA, 519 nt
Organism: Rotaria sp. Silwood2
Lineage: Eukaryota; Metazoa; Rotifera; Eurotatoria; Philodinida; Philodinidae
Source: the annotation of a GenBank genome assembly